AUGAAGGAUGAUGAAACAUUUGAUGCUUUCUAUGCCAAACUAAAUGAUAUCGUCAACUCUCGCUUUAAUCUAGGAGACAGAAUUCCUGAGAAUAGAGUUGUGAGAAAAGUUCUCAGAUCUCUUCCUGAGAGAUUUCGUCCUAAGGUUACAGCUAUUGAGGAAAGCAAAGAUGUGGAUGCUAUGAGAAUUGAAGAGUUGGCAAAAGAAAGAGCAAAAAUUGCAUCCCUAAGUGAGAAUGAAUCAGAGUCAAGUGAUUCCUCAGGGAACUCUUCCCCAAAACAAAAUCUGAAUUACAUGGCAUUCACUGUCUCGGUAGAUAGCAAAAGUCAACACAGUGAAAAUGUGUCGGAUGAUGAGAGUAAGUCUAGAAAUGAAUUUGAAUAUGAAGAUGAGCUGCAAGAAGUAUAUGAGAAGCUAUACAAGGAAUGCGUUAAAUUGAGGAAACUCAACAAAGUGCAUAUUGAAGAGCUAGAUUUCAUUAAAAGAGAAAAUGAAGAGCUUCAAGGCAAAUUAACUGAGGCCAUUGUGCUAGCUGAUCAGUUUAAAAUGAAGAAGGUGUUUUUGGAAGAUGAGUUAAAAACUCAUGAAAGUGAGAUAACCUUGCUGAAGGAAAAACUGAAAUCCUUCUCCAGUAGGAAACAAAAGUUGGAUGAAAUCCUAAACUUUGGAAAGUCCCCUAGUAACAAGAGUGGACUAGGAUAUGAUGCAGUAAAAUUUGAGGCUGCAUCCACCUCAAAGCGGAUACUCACGCACAUGUCAGGUGAUAGAAGUUUGUUUAAAACUGUUGAGGAGUACAAGUGUGGAACAGUAACUUUUGGAGAUGGUGGAAAAGCUGAUAUAAUUGGAAGAGGUGAAAUUGAUAUACCUGGACUACCCGUCUUGAGGGAAGUGCUGUUUGUUGAUAGAUUAAAAGCAAAUCUCCUCAGUAUAAGUCAAAUGUGUGACAAUGGUGCUGAGGUUCACUUCUCAAAAGAAAAAUGCAUUGUUUCAGAUAAUGAUGGAAACUGCAUGAUGCAGGGAACGAGGACAUCUGACAAUUGUUAUGACAUCACUCCUAAUUUUCAAUAUAGUUGCAACAGUGCUAAGAGUGAGGCUAUAGACCUGUGGCACCAAAGACUUGGACAUGUGAAUCAUAAAAAUCUAUCCAAGAUUGCUAGGAAAGAGAUGGUGAUAGGGUUGCCUGAGCUGGGUAAAGUGGAGACUCUUGUGUGUGGGUCAUGUCAAUUGGGAAAACAAGUUAGAAUAGCUCGCAAGAAAACUACAGAUAUCCUAACCGGACAAUCUUUAGAGUUAUUGCAUAUUGAUCUUAUGGGACCCUCUAGAACUGAAAGCCUGGGGGGAAAGAGAUACAUACUGGUAAUGGUGGAUGACUUCACCAGAUAUUCAUGGGUGGGCUUUUUGAGAGAGAAAGCUGAAGCUCCUAAUGUGAUUAAAAUCUUGUGCAAGAAGCUUCAAAAUGAGCAAGGAAAGGUAAUAGUCAGAAUUAGAAGUGAUCAUGGAAGAGAAUUUGACAACUCAAAUCUUGAGAGUUUCUAUGAUGAAGAGGGCAUCAGUCAAGAAUUUUCUGCCCCUAUCACUUCACAGCAAAAUGGAGUGGUCGAAAGAAAAAACAGGGUAAUUCAAGAAAUGGCUCGAGUCAUGAUACAUAGUAAGAAUGUUCCUACCCACUUCUGGGGAGAAGCUGUGAACACAGCAUGUCAUAUUGUGAAUAGAGUCUAUCCGAGACCAAACACUUCCAAAACACCAUAUGAACUGUGGAAAGGAAAGAAACCAAAUGUGAAGUACUUCAGGGUGUUUGGAAGCAAAUGCUACAUUUUGAGAAAUAGGGAAAAUUUGGCUAAGUUUGACCCCAAAAGUGAUGAAGGGAUUUUUCUUAAAUAUUCUAGAAACAACUGUACUUAUAGAUGCUACAAUCUGCACACCAGAAGUGUAAUAGAGUCCAUAACUGUGGUAGUGAAUGAUGCUCCUGAAGAGAAAUUGAACAAAGAUGAGUCAUCUCACUUACCAAGUGAAACUGAAAGAGAAGAUGGUGAUGCAGUAAGAGAAAACUUGGAGUCCUCGUCAAAUGAAAAGGUGAGAAGCCAAAAAGAGCCUUCUUCAAGAGUAAAGUUGAAUCAUCCUCAAGAAAACAUUAUAGGAAACAUAGAUGAAGGGAUAAGACUAAGGAGGAAAGUGGUAAAUCAAUUGGCUCACUCAAGUUACAUCUCACAAAUUGAACCAAAAAGGGUCGAAGAAGGCUUAAAUGACGAGAAUUGGUUAAAUGUGAUGCAUGACGAAAUAAAUCAAUUUGUGAGGAACAAUGUGUGGCUGAAGAAAGCUCUUUAUGGCUUGAAACAGGCUCCUAGAGCUUGGUAUGAAAGACUAACUUCCUAUUUGGAAAACUACAAGUUUUUGAGAGGAGAUCUUAUCACAAAAUUUGGAUUAGAUGGCAAAAGCCAUGCUAGAACCCCCACGAGCACUAGUGUUAAGCUUAGCGCUGAUCUGUCAGGCAAGGAUGUUGAGCAAUCCUUGUAUAGGAGCAUGAUUGGGAGUUUGUUGUAUCUCACUGCAAGUAGACCAGACAUUGCCUUUAGUGUUGGGUUAACUAUAGGAUUUUGUAUUCUAGAGACUCUAACACUGAACUUGCAGGUUAUUCAAAUGCUGAUUGAGCAGAUGAAGCAAAUGCUAUGUGACUAUGGCAUUGCCCAAGGUGUGAUGAGCGUCUAUUGUGACAAUACUAGUGCUAUUAACAUUUCAAAAAAUCCUGUCCAACACUCUAGGACCAAGCACAUUGACAUUAGACAUCAUCUCAUUCAGGAGCUUGUGGAAACAAAGGUUGUGAUCCUUGAGUAUGUUUCCACCGAACAUCAACUAGCCGACCUUUUUACCAAACCCUUGGAUGGGCUUCGGUUUGAACUACUAAGAAAGGCUAUUGGGAUUUGUGCUUUGACAUAA
This is a messenger RNA of Carya illinoinensis, 2934 nucleotides long. RefSeq lists its product as uncharacterized. Gene Ontology annotation, molecular function: nucleic acid binding. The coding region runs from base 1 to 2934 and encodes 977 amino acids. The record is from RefSeq and is a predicted model, not a curated record. Gene Ontology annotation, biological process: DNA integration. The transcript has 7 exons. Lineage: Eukaryota; Viridiplantae; Streptophyta; Magnoliopsida; Fagales; Juglandaceae.